AUGCCUCAAUGUCCAUUGUGCAGAAAAAUUAUGGAGGACCACACAUCUGUUGCUCGCCAUAUGAGCCAGCCCCGGUCUGGCUGCAACACGUGGCUAGAAGAUAUCAUCAAGCUUAAUUCCCUCAUCCCACCCUUGGACCCAGCGAAUAUCGAGCACCACAUUCCUCAUGAACCAGAACUCGGAGGCGAGGCAAUGGUAGUUGACUUCGGUGAUGUUGCGGUGAAUUCGGGCGGUGAAGUAACCAAAUACUAUCCUGACCCUCCACUUGCCUAUCAGGAUGGCUACACCUUUUUGAACCUAUUUGACUCUGAUGAAAAUAGUGUGCAUCACAAAAACAACCUUUACUAUCCAUUUAGUGGUCGAAGAGAUUGGCAAGUUGCGGCAUGGCUGCUUCGUUCGGGCCUGAGCAUGAGCAAUAUUGAUUCCUUCCUAUCGCUUGAAAUGGUCAAAGACUUAACUUUGUCAUUCUCCUCAGCUAAAGAACUACAGGGUCGAGCUGAAAUGCUCCCAAGCGGUCCGUGUUGGAUGUCCAAAGUAAUACCCACAUUGCAUGCAACAAAGUCGCCGGUAGUUCUAUAUUGGCGCGACCCUCUAGAGUGCAUCGCCAGCGUCUUCAACAACCCCUUAUUUCACAAUUGUAUUGAUUUCAGGCCUCGCAAGGUGUACACUACCACAGAAAAGCAGUGUCGUGUAUAUACUGAGUGGAUGAUGGGAAAUGAUGCUUGGGAUAUGCAGGCGGCUAUACCUAGUGGUACAAACAUCACUGCCUUAACAGGUGAUCGCGUUGCUCACCCGCUUCUUAUAAGCCUUGCAAACAUACAUAUGAAUAUACGGCUAAAAUCGUCUUCGGGUGCUUUCGUUCUCACCGCUCUACUACCGGUCCUGAAGUUUGUGCAUAAGAAGAAACAAAUGAAGGGUGUAUUGGAGGAUCGCCUCAUACAUCAAUGUUUGGACAUCGUUCUUGAACCUUUGAAACAGGCAGCUCGACAUGGCAUCAUGCUAUCAGAUCCCAUUGGCAACAACUGGAUACUCGCGGAACCAUCUCGUUUCUUUACACCGGAAGACCUUCACCACAUUCAUAAAGAAUUCUGGGACCAUGACACGCAAUGGCUCAUUUGUGCAGUCGGAGAGUCCGAGAUUGAUUUCCGGUUUUCCAUUUUGCAGCCCAUCACUGGCAUUUCGAAACUGAAACAGGUUACUGGUCGUUGUCAUCUAUGUGCGAACGCAGCUCCUGGUGUUCUCACUGCCAUACACGCACUCAUGCAGUUCCGUUAUUGUGUGCAGUCACCAUGCAUCAAUGACGACGAUAUCAGGCACAUCUCAGGUGCAUUGGACAAGUUUCAUUCAAACAAGGAUUUAAUUAUUGCUGCGGGAGCUCGCCGAGGGAAGGGUAAUAGACCUAUUUCCAAUUGGCAUAUACCCAAGUUGGAGUUAAUGCAGAACAUUGUUCCGAGCAUUCGCAACUCUGGGGUCAUCAGACAGUGGUCUGCAGAUGUCACAGAACAUGCACAUGUAACUGAAAUCAAAGACCCUGCAAGGGCAACCAACAAUCACAACUACGAUCCCCAGAUAUGUCGACACCUGGACCAAGCCGAAAAGUGUCGGCGCUUUGAGCUCGCCACUAGUCUUUUGGAUGCAAAACAGACUACUGAGCAGCUGGAGAACACCGACAUCGAUGCUGACGAUGCCAAUGCCAAUGCCGACACUCCAAUCGAACUUUCUGCGGUGCAGCAACUCCCAUGUCGUCCUGUCAUCAGCUAUUUUGCCAUUGCUAGGGCAUUGCAGUACAGACCUGUGGGUUCCAUACCUCUUCCAUUAUGUUCAUUUGUCGUUGGCCGCACUGCAUUUCAUAUCGCAUAUGAUCCAUCCAUUAGAAAGAUCUCUAUUGACGAAGUCGCCGUCAAAUUCUCCCUUCCAGAUCUGCGACCAGCUAUUGCUGAUUUCAUUCAGCAUGAGGCGACUUGUGGAGACCAACACAUUCAUGCAAUAAGCGGUCCGAGAAGAGGGGCGCAUACGGCUACCCUUCCUUUUGACCAGGUUCAAGUCUGGUUCAAAGUUCGCUUACAAGAAACAGAAUUUUACGAUGCUCACACUAUCAGACCAGCCCAAACGCUAAAUUGCACCCCACCCUGCGACCCCUGGAAUUUAGGACAUUAUGACACAGCUAUCAUUCAGACUAGUGCGGGCUUUUCAUGGCCUAGUAGUGGACUUUCAGGUCACACUGUCGCCCAGAUCAGACUGAUCAUGCGGCCUAUUGGUAAGAGCGACACAUCAUGGUCAUGGAAAGACCAAUUUCUCUGCUACGUGCAACACUUUGAUAUCUCACCUGAUCGUGAUCCAACGACACAACUUCAUCUCCUCAAACGCUCAAAACACUCAAAUGGUGUUCGGAUGGGGGACGUGAUUCCGCUCUCUCAACUAAGGGUGCCUAUAAAUCUUGUUCCUCGCUUUGGAGCCACUGCAGAUAAAUGCCACACAGUUUAUAAUAGCAUGGAGCAUGCCGCGGAGUUUUGGUUGAAUGAGUAUUGGGAAAAAAACACAUUCUUCGCCCUAUCAGCAUGGUAUUUGAUUUGA
Messenger RNA from Suillus bovinus, 2574 nucleotides. RefSeq lists its product as uncharacterized. Lineage: Eukaryota; Fungi; Basidiomycota; Agaricomycetes; Boletales; Suillaceae. The record is from RefSeq and is a predicted model, not a curated record. Bases 1 to 2574 code for a protein of 857 amino acids. The transcript is spliced from 9 exons.